This is a messenger RNA of Drosophila simulans, 1513 nucleotides long. RefSeq names its product zinc transporter ZIP1 (gene Zip42C.2). The record is from RefSeq and is a predicted model, not a curated record. Lineage: Eukaryota; Metazoa; Arthropoda; Insecta; Diptera; Drosophilidae. Gene Ontology annotation, molecular function: zinc ion transmembrane transporter activity. Gene Ontology annotation, cellular component: plasma membrane. Gene Ontology annotation, biological process: zinc ion transmembrane transport. Bases 298 to 1329 code for a protein of 343 amino acids. The transcript has 2 exons.
UAGUGAUAGCACAUAGAUUCCUGGGUGCACAAGGCUUUGUCUGCCGUUGACAACACAUUGUUUGUUUCCGCCAGCUGAAAUUUCAGUCUGAAAACUCCCACUGACAUUCUAAUGCGGCAAAACAGACCGAUGAGCUCAUGCUGGGAGCCAGGAAAAUAAUGGCUAAAGUGGCAAAAUGUGUUAAAUCGAAAGGUAGACAGAUAAUGACCGAAAGAUAUCAUGCCGAAAUUUCGCCGUGUACCUUUCGCUAAAGCACAUGGCUGGGCCAACUUAAGUCGAAACCACUAAGCCCUUAAUAUGUGUAAAUAUUCGCCAAUUCGCCGAUACCUUCAACUAGAUAUCAAGAGCACUAUAAAAAGUGAAUGGCUUGAUAUCGGGCCAGUUACUCCGUUUGCAAUGGUAGACCAACACUUAAUCGUGGCCAAGAUCGUGGCCAUAGUGGUGCUCUUGCUCGUGACCCUGAUCUUCUGCUUUAUUCCCUAUCUUCUGGAUCGCUUCUACAAGUGGACCCAGCGGCCCGAGAACAAUGCUCGCGAAUUCAAAGUGGUGCUGUGUCUGCUCAAUUUCGGCGGAGGGGUUCUCAUAGCCACCACCUUUAUCCACAUGCUGCCGGAGGUGGUCGAAGUGGUGAACGCUCUCCAGGACUGCCGCAUGCUGGCCCCCACUCCCUUCGGACUGCCGGAGGUUCUGCUCUGCACUGGCUUCUAUCUGAUGUACUGCAUUGAGGAAAUCAUGCACUUCGCGGUUCGUCGACGGCAGCAAAGGAAGCUACGGGAGGUGGUCACGAUCAAGGAUGCGGGCGAGGAGCUGCGGGCGGAGAUUGUGGUCCAGCCAGAAGAAAGUCCUAAGGAGCCCAACUGGCUGCGUGGCCUCGGAAUAAUCGUGGCCCUCUCCCUGCACGAACUCUUCGGCGGCAUGGCCAUUGGCCUGGAGAUGAGUGUGAGCACGGUGUGGUUCAUGACCGGAGCCAUUUCCGUCCACAAGCUCGUUCUGGCCUUCUGCAUCGGCAUGGAGAUCAUGAUGGCCCACACCCGCUGGCUGCUGGCAGUGGUUUACCUCCUCGUCUUCUCGAUCGUAACUCCGAUUGGCGUGGGCAUCGGAAUUGCAGUUAGCGAAUCUGCCGCGGCUAAUCAGCCCAGCACGGUAUCAGGAAUCCUCCAGGGGCUGGCCUGUGGCACCCUCAUCUACGUGGUCUUCUUUGAAAUUGUGGCCAAAAACCAUGCGGGCAUACGCGUUUUACUAUCGUCGAUGGUGGGAUUCGUCCUGAUGUUUGGUCUCCAGAUAGCAAUUGGCGAGGCCAAAGGGAAGAGCCACUUCACAUGCCCCUAGGGUAUACUCGAAUUUUAUAAGAAAACACAAUGUUAGCCUAUAUAGAAAUUAAAAGAAACUAUCUAAAAAUAAAGCCUGAAUUGCAGUUACUUUUGGCUUUAUAAAUAUGAAGAAAAGAAAACGACAAGGUCAGGUCCUGGACUAUCAGAUACCCUUUGUGGGCCUGCGAGGGAAAUUUAUUAUU